GAUUUACUUAAGGUCCGCGUCUGGUAAUUAAUAUUAAAAAAAUCAAAUGCAUUUGUUUUAAAAAUGGAAGUCGGUAAAGUAUUUAAUAGUUUCAAUGAACUUAAGCAGGCAAUUGAAGAGUAUGAAAAAUCAAGUUUUAUAUCAUUAUAUGUUCGCGAUAGUCGAACCAUUGAGUUAGCGAUCAAAAAAGGUUUGAAGCGCUCUAUUAAUAAGGAAUUAAAAUAUUAUUAUUUAACAUAUUGUUGUUAUCAUGGUGGGCGCCAGUUUAAGUCAAGAUCAAAAGGUAUUCGUCCAAAUCAAAGCACAUAUAACAUCAAAUGCCCGUUUACUAUUUGCAUUGGAGUCACUGAAGAUGGAGAGCAGUUCUGUGUUGUUAAAGUUAUUAAUGAGCACAAUCAUCCAAUUGAUAAAAAACUGGUUGGACAGUUCUUGGUUAAUACAAGGAUACACGUAAAAUAACACCAGCUCGUCGUCUGCUCCUAUGUUGAGGAAAAAAUAAGAAACAAAAGACCACCUAACACUGUUAAAUUCUUGUAAAUUUAAAUGCCUACAAAA
Hydra vulgaris (swiftwater hydra) is the source of this 555-nucleotide messenger RNA. NCBI's taxonomy places the organism in Eukaryota, Metazoa, Cnidaria, Hydrozoa, Anthoathecata, Hydridae. The record is from RefSeq and is a predicted model, not a curated record.